AGGAGGGGUUCCAAGUUCCAAUUUCCAACAAAGAUGUGUGAAUGCUAUGCGUUUUUGGAUGCUUUACCAACAAAUGCAAAGUAGUAACCAUGGCAGCACCAAUGACUUGUAACAAAAUUCACCCUUUAAGGGAGCGGCCUGAGGCGGUUGGUGGUGGCCGGUCCCUUGGACUGUCGUGCUUGAGCUGGCGGUUAGGGGUGGAGGCUCAUAACAUAAUUGGAUGGGGGACAGUUCCAUUGGGUUGUGAGAAAUAUGUUGGGAAUUAUAUGUUGGGACAACAAUAUAGGAAAGAUUCAAAGGCGGUUAUAUCUGAGGCUUUGGUAUAUGCAAAAAGCUUAAAGCUUGGUAGAGAUGGGAAAGAUGUUUGGGUAUUUGACAUUGAUGAGACUUCUUUAUCUAAUCUUCCUUAUUUUGCAAAGCAUGGAUUUGGGGCGGAACAAUAUAAUCCAAUUCUAUUCAACAAAUGGGUUGAAGAAGGGAAAGCUCCUGCCUUGCCGGAAACCCUUAAACUUUAUAAGAAGCUUUUGUCUUUGGGCAUCAAAGUGGUUUUUUUGACGGGGAGACCGGAAGAUCAACGAAACAUAACUGCAAUUAAUCUGAAAAAUGCGGGUUAUUCUCAUUGGACCAAGCUCAUAUUUAGGAAUGGGAAGAAUAAGGGUAUAAAUGCAAUUACAUACAAGUCAAGGAAAAGGGAAGAGAUGGAGAGAGAAGGAUACAGUGUGGUGGGGAACAUAGGAGAUCAGUGGAGUGAUAUCUUGGGGACCCACAUUGGUAACCGGACAUUCAAGUUGCCUGAUCCUAUGUAUUACAUUAGUUGAAUUUCAACUACUUUUAGUUAUUUUUAUAUUAUCUUCAUGCUUCAUCUAAUAAGUUGACAAUUUCAUCAUUUAUGAUUUUAUAUUAUUAUGAAGCUAGUGAUAGAAUCUAUAAGUUGUUGUGUUUAUGAGUUUAU
Messenger RNA from Impatiens glandulifera, 952 nucleotides. Its product is annotated as stem 28 kDa glycoprotein-like. Gene Ontology annotation, molecular function: acid phosphatase activity. The transcript is spliced from 4 exons. The coding region runs from base 42 to 818 and encodes 258 amino acids. The record is from RefSeq and is a predicted model, not a curated record. Lineage: Eukaryota; Viridiplantae; Streptophyta; Magnoliopsida; Ericales; Balsaminaceae.